CUUCCUGGAUACAGAGCGUCACCGAGCGAUGGUUACCAAGCAUGGCGGCGCUGCACUGGACGUUUAUAUUAACGUGUUUGGGAAAUGCAGUUUUUGUUAAAAGUGCAAGCUCGAACCAGGUCAACAUCACGCACAUCGUUUCUAAGGACACUGUUGUCCCCUCUACAGCUAAUAAUCUGACCGGGAGACAAGAGGACAGCGCUCCUACACCGCCUCAGUUCCCCCCGACCUCCCCAGAGCCGAGCGCCGAGGCUGCGGUGACGGACGGAGGACUGAUCCCUACAGCAGGCUCGGCUUUUACCGCGACUCAACUACAGACAACACACACACCAUCCGCGCUUACAGCCGCAACAGAAACGCCGUCAUUGUUUACCACAGAUGGCGCAAAAACGAGCAACUUGGCCACAGCGAGCUCUAAAGCAGGGGGUCGGGCUGUGUCCUCUCUGCCUCUUCCCCUGGCGGGGUCUCUGCCUCAGCCUGUCACACAAGUGUCUUCUGUGUGUCCAUGUAACGUACAGAGAGAGCGAUGUGAUAUAAACUGCUGCUGUGACCCGGACUGCACUCAGGAGCUGCGGCUCUUCACACAGUGCUUAGUGCAGAAAGUCGUUGGGGACGCGAAGCUGUGCAGUCGGGAUGCAGCCCUGUACACGCUCACUAUAAUUCCGGGUGGUUUGUCCCAAGUCACGCCAUCUGUACAGCAAGAGAUCAACCCGGACGUCUUCUGCAUCCAGUCUGCUAACUAUGGACAGGGAAUGUCCUUCAUCGACCCGACGGUUCCCACCGAGACUAAUUUCGACAGCCUCUUUGACCGCUUUGUGGGAUUCUUCUUCAGAAGCCCUUCUGCUGCAUCGCUGGCACCUGCACAGGGAACCUCUCCAGGAUACGUGUUUGGAGAUCUGAUCCAGACCAUGGAUGUCACCGAGCAGCGAGGUUUCUUCAGGCUUCCAGCAUCUGCUGGUGCAGCGAACUGUUUAGACACGAACCCAGCAGCUUUUCUGAAAGAUCAGACGAGCAGAUGUGUGAGGAGCUUUGCUUUGUCAGAAGACUGCACAAUGUUAGAUGCGCUGAACCUCAAGACAUACACGAGUUUUAGUGUUUUUACGGGGAAGGACACCGGUGCUGAUCUGGUGUCUGUAGCAGUGGAGACCAUUACACUGCAAUCACUAGAUGGCACACAGACUCUGGUGAGGACGGAUUCUGCUGCUGCCUCGAACUACACACCUGUGUUUCACGGGCAGAUCUGCAACCAGGUGGUGCUGCAGGUUAAGUACACUGUGAGGUUUGGUGAUGCUGGACAGAUUGUGAGGGUGACGGCGUCGUUUCUUCUGGGUGCAGUCGAUAAAAACACGCUGCCCAUCCAGCAGGAGUUCCAGAUAAAGUUUGUUCAGGAGUCCAAAAGUGACGCUACGCUUCGCUCCAGUGGCAAUCCUGGUUAUGUUGUUGGCCUGCCCCUUGUGGCCGGAUGGAGAAGUGCAGAGGGAAUUAUCCGGAGCUCAGAUCCAGACGGGUCUCUCGUGGUCUUAAAGAGUUCUGCAGAGCAAGACUGUCUGACCGGCCUGUCUCAGCGCACACCCGUACUGUUUGGGACAGAUGUGGUGUCCGGAUGCACCUUUAGGCUUGAGGACGGUGUGAACUGUUCAUUAGUCUCUGAAGUCAUCUUGGCGAGACUGAAAGGCCAGACUUUUCCGGAUUACGUGGCAUCAUUUGGGAAUUCUCUUCCUCAAAACCCCAUGGACUGGAUUCCUAUUGAGAAUCAAACCGUACCCACGGUUACGCAGGGAUGCAGCAUCCCAGUGUCCUAUCAUCUCGAAGUAAGAUGGACCAAGUUUGGUACACUGGUGAACCCCCAGGCCCAGAUAGUGAAUGUGAUGGAAACGAUCAAGACCAACACCAGCACCUUGCCAUCUCCCUCGACCGGUGGUGGUGUCGUCUCAGUUGUGAGCUCCGUGAGCUUCAUCGACGUGUCGCGGUCAGCCAGCCCAGGAUUCAGAGCUCCUCCGACCAUCAACGCCAAGCUGCCAUCAGACUUCUUUUUUCCGUUUGUAUAAAACAGGGAACCUAGUAAACCUUUCAAAUGGAGGUAAUUUCCUGUCCAAUGAAAUCGAACAGGAAUACAAUGCCAAAAUUAGAGUUCUAUGAAUUAGAAUUUUGGUUGAUUUUAUAUUGUAGCCUAGAUUUGGUAUAGAAGUUUAAUGCCUGUGCAUUGUUAGUUACAAUUUAGGUUGAACUUUACAUUCACACAGUUUACAUGCUAAGAUUCGAUAUAUUUGAAUUUGCAGUUUAUUUAAGUUGUUGAUUUUAGAUUCAUUUGGCCCCGCCCUCCCAAAAUAUGAGUAGUGGAAUAUUU
Messenger RNA from Clarias gariepinus (North African catfish), 2347 nucleotides. RefSeq names its product tectonic family member 1 (gene tctn1). Gene Ontology annotation, cellular component: MKS complex. Lineage: Eukaryota; Metazoa; Chordata; Actinopteri; Siluriformes; Clariidae. Bases 42 to 2048 code for a protein of 668 amino acids. The transcript has 14 exons. The record is from RefSeq and is a predicted model, not a curated record. Gene Ontology annotation, biological process: cilium assembly; protein localization to ciliary transition zone.